Linepithema humile (Argentine ant) is the source of this 5861-nucleotide messenger RNA. NCBI's taxonomy places the organism in Eukaryota, Metazoa, Arthropoda, Insecta, Hymenoptera, Formicidae. The record is from RefSeq and is a predicted model, not a curated record.
UCAAACGAACUUGCCUUGUUUGUAAUUGUAGAUACAGUGAGGAAGUUUUAUGUGCAAAUUUUAUAGUUUUAAUGACUUAAAUAUAAUUGUGCAUGAUAAAUAUGGAGCUAUGGGAAAAGGAUAUUAUAGAAUGGAUCAAUUGUUCACAAUUACUAACAGAACCAGUGAAAAACACAACGGAAUUGCAAGAUGGAGUAUUUUAUAUCAAGUUCCUGGAAUUAAUAAAAUGGGAAAAAUAUGAGAACAAUAGCAAUCAAGAAGAUCUUAUUUUAAAGUUUUUAGAAGAUGAGUAUCCCAGUUUUAAAGUCAACAAAGAUGAUAAUACAGAACACUUAUACGUUGCAUCUUUGUUAUUAGUGCAUUUAAGCCGAACAAUCACUGCAAUACAUGAUUUAUACAAUGCAUCAAAUCUAAAAUACAAUAUGUUUGAUGUUUUAAAACAUGAAACACAAAUUAGAGUUAAAACCUUUCUUGAAAAUACUUUACCUCUUGGAAAAGAGAUCACCAAGGAAACUAUAGUAGAAGUUAUUAUGGAAGUAGAAGAUAUAUCAUGUACUCCACCACCUGUUGCGGGAUUUUCUCAUUCUCCUGCCACACGUUCUGCACGUAGCAAAAAAAUUAUGACUGAAAGAAUUCGGGAGCUAAGAGAAUUAAAAAGUAAUUUAGCAGUAGAACGAUUCACCAAUACGGAUUUACGAGAAGAUGUAAAGAUGCUGCAGGAAAAGAUACAAAAGUUGCAGAAAAAGCUUGAUGAAAAAUCAGAACAACUGAAAACAUUGCGAAAGGAACAAAUAAAACAAAAUACUCCUAAGCCUUCUCGUUCAAAAGAGGACAUCUCACGAGAAGAUUAUUAUAAGAAAUAUAUUAAUGAUUUGACAAGUCAGUUGAAUAAACAGCAAGAUCAAAUUGAUGAAUUAGAGGAGGAAAAUGAUACUUUAGCUAAAGGGCUAUCCAGUCUGCAGAGAACAUCAGUGCAUUAUAAAGAAAAUUUCACAAUCUCUGAACGAUCUUUGGAAACUCUAUCAAGUAAAAUUGAAUUGAAAGACAGAGAACUGGUAGAACUCAGAAUACACAACGAAGAAUUACGCACAUAUAUCAAGGAAUUGAACAAAAAUUCUAAUGUAGAACAAAGCUUUGAAGUUGAAGAUGUACCACUUUCAAUGAUUUCCCAAAGAAGGUCACUGAAUACUAGUGAAGCUCUAAGUUCUGUGAUUGAAAUCCAACUCCAGGAAGCUAAAGAAGAAUCUGCUAUAUUGAACGCUCAAGUUGACACUUUAAAAGGAAGACUAGACAUUCUUAUGAAAGAUUAUAAAACUGCGAUGGAAUCAAAUAGAGAUUUGCAAGAGAAAGUAAAAAUGUUAGAUCAACUGCAAGCAAAACUAAAUAAUACGCAGAAGGAAUUAAAUAUUUUGAAUACAGAUAUUACAAAUUUACAGUCAGAGAAAAUGUCUUUUGUUGCUCAAAAUGAAGAUUUGAAAAAUUUACUUUCAUCUAAUGAAAAGAAACUAUCUGAAAAAGAACAGUCGAUUGCUACAUUGAAUACAGAAUUGGAUAAUUUAAAACUAGAGGUGACGGACUUGCAUGAAUUGCUUGAAAACGAAAGGAUUAAUUGUACAAACUUAAACAUUUCUCUAACAGAAACAAAAUCACAGGUAGCGGAACAUCUCACACACAUUAACAAGCUUACAGAUGAAAGAAAUUCGUACAGAUCUUCUAUCGAAAAUUAUAGUAAAAAUAUAAGAGAUAUUUUUCACUGUGAUCAAUUCAUACAAAUUUCAAUUGACAAUUUAGAUAACUUGACACUUGAUGAUCUUAUAAAACACAUAGAAACAAUGUUACAUAAUUAUAAUACCGUAUGCACUUCAUAUAAAUGUGACAUCGAGAAACUAAAAGCAGCAGUAGAAGAAACAAAUAAAAAUUUACUUGAACAACAAUUAACUAUUACAACUUUAGAAGAACGAAAUAAGCAGAAUUUGGAAGAGAUUAGAGAUGAAAAACAUAUUUUGGAACAGAAUUUACUUGAAGUAAUAAGCAAUUUACAAAGCAGUUUACUCAACAAAGAACAGUUGCUGAAAUCUCUUAUGACACGAUUAGAAGAUAUCCAAUAUGUAAAUAAAGAUCUCAAAUUAAUAAAAGAAACGACUCAACGAAACUUUGCAGAAUAUCAAGAAAAUGUUCAACUGAUAUUUGAAAAAUUACAACGUAACUAUCAAACAUUGCAUCAUGAACUCCAUCAAGUGCAACAAGAAAAAGAGGAGUUGGAGUGUAAUUUCAAUCGCACUAACAGUGAAUUAUCAGACAUUCAAACAAGAAAUACUAUAUUAGAAGAAAAUUUAUUAGAAAAUCAGAAAAUAAUAAGCGCUUUGAAAGAACAGGAAAAAAUUCUCUAUAAUGAAUUAAAUGAAUGCAAACAGAAUGUACUACAAGUAAAAGAAACAAAUCAAGCGUUAGAAGAACAAUAUGCAAUGAUGAAAACUGAAGCAAAUAAUAAUUUGGAAAGUUUGAAGUCGAAGAAUGCUAAAAUAUCACAUGAAUUGAAGGACGUUACUGACAAUUUCAAUUUAUUGCAAACAAAAAUGAAUGAUACAAACAAACAGGUGGAAUUGAAACAGGCAGAGAUUAAUAGAUUGCGUUUGGACGUCUCAUUUUUAAGAGAAGAGAAAAAAAGCUUGAUAUACUCGCAUAAAGAAGCAUUAGAAGCAAAAGAUAAAGAAUUGGGAAUUAAAGAAGAGGCAUUGAUUGCGUUACAAGCUAAAAUGGACAAACUGGAAAAUAAAGCAUGUAUUACAGAGAAGAAGAUGAAAGAAGUAAUUGUUAAUCUUCAAGAAGUAAGAUCUAGUCAGGAUGCCGUUUUGACAACUCAGGAAGCAGCUCUAAAAGAAAAAUGUCUGCAUAUAGAAGAUCUUCAGGAAGAAUUCAAUAGCUCUAAAAAAAUAUUGAAUAAGGAACUUGAAAAUGCAAAAUUGUCGUUGCGCGAGUGCCAGAGCAACCUUCUCGAUGUACAAAAUCAAAUUAAUGACAAGAAUAAAACUAUAGCAGACCAAAAUACAACUUUAGCAGAAUUGCAAGAAAUGCUAAAGAAAAUUAAUGCGGAACUUGAAACAAAUAAGGAGCACUGCAAGCGUACGGAUGCGAGUCGAGCAAAAAUUGUGAAACUGUGUGAAAAAUUAGAGCAGCCAACGAAAAAUUUGAAUUCUACAAUUAUGGAGAUGUGUUCAAGUUUCGAUUUUCUCGAUCAGAAUUUACAGGAUGUGUCGCAAUAUGAGAAUAUUUAUAUAGACAAUGAAACUGCAGAUGUCCUGAAUAUUAUCAAGAUGACUAUUAAUCAAUUACACAAAUCUCAGAAAGUUAUUUCGUAUUUGUCUUGCGCGAAUGCUGAAUCGAAUAAAACUUUGGAAGAGCAAAAAAUACUUCUGGAAAACAGUGCAAAAGACAAAGAGGAAAUUUGCGGUUUGAAAAAUAAAAUACAAGAAUUGGAGGUGAUAGCGGAGAAACGAAAUGAUUAUCUUAAAAAUCUUAUCAAAAGUAAAGAAUCCUUAAAAGAAUCUCUGCAAAAAAUUUUUGCUUCACGGAACGAUUUAGACAACAUUUUAAUAUCAUCGAAGCAGAAAUGGAAUGAAAUAUUGACAAAGUUCCAGGAUAUUCUGCACAUUGAGGGCUCCGUUUGUGACGAGUUCAAACAGUUACAAGAUAAAAAGACAAGUCUAGCAAAUGCAUUGUUUAAACGUGAAAUAGAUAGUUUAGAAAAUAUUAAAACCAUAUCUGAUAUUUUAUGGAAGAAUUUCUUGUGGACGGAACAAAAAUUACGCGAUACCUACUUAUGUUCAAUACAUGAAAAAGAAUGUUUGGAUGUACUGACAAAUGCAGAAGAAGAUCAAUUUUCUGACGAGAAGAUGAUAAUCGAUGUGCAGCUGGAAAAACAAAAAGCGCUACGAACCGACGUAAUAAAGUCUGAAGAAGAAAUGGAUUCUUUCACGAGCUUAGCCACAUGGUACGAGAACAAUUUAAAAUCUGGCAAGAUCAAGAAUCAAACAGAGAUGGAGAAGAAACUACAGAGUCAAAUUAGUCAGCUGACGAAAGAAGGGAAAGAUCUUAAAAAUAAAAUAGAUAGUAUGCGAUCAAGAAAUGUGAAAUUAGAGAAAAAUAUUGACGAUCUUCGAGCGGAAGUAAAGAAGCUAAAAUCAACGGAGACAGAGUCGACAGAAGUUAACACGAAAGAAGUAGAAUCUCUGAAGGAACAAUUGGAGCAAUUGAAACAGCAGAAUCAGUUACACGAAGAAAAUCUGUUACAGUUACACAAAGAAAAGGAUGAGUCGAUCAAAAUCGCAAAGCAAAAACUUGAAAGUCAAUUGAAAGAGGUUCAUACUUCGUACGAACGGAAACUGGAAGAUGUGAAGCAAAAGAUGAAAACAGCUUACAAUGAGCAAAUGUCAAAAUUCAACAAGGACCAAGAAAAGAUUGUACGCGAGAAAUUGCAAUCUCAAAUGGAAGUGAUGUGUCAGAAGCAAAGGGAAGAACUCAACAGGUACAAAACGCACGUCAGCGAUCUCAGUUCUCAACUUUGGACCAUAGGGGAAAAGCUUAUAAUCGAGCAGAAACACCACGAAGAUGCGGUACAGCGUUACAGAGAACUACAAACCAAACUCAAGGAGAUCGAAGCUGACCAAGGAGUGGCCACAAUUUCGCGCAAGACUUGCACGAUGGCGAAACAAGGGAUGUUACCUCCAGAGAGUACGCAGCACAGAUCACAAAAAGUGACAACAUUAAUAACAGAGGAAACGAUUGAGAGGAGACACAGUAUUAGAAAUAUGCAAGCAAUGGGCAAUAUGUUCAAAGCGGAGGAUGUGGACGAAAUCUUCGAUAAUGUUUACCUAGCCGAUAUGAAGAGAGGUAAUUGCUUGCCCAGCACAGAUACCGAUCGCUUGUCUAUUUUACAAAUGAGAAAUUCCCUCUGUAAACCCCAUCUGAAAUCAUCUUAUCCGGCGGAAAUGCAAUUCCUUCCUCCAACAUUGACUGAAGAAGAGAUUAAAUCGGGCUCCCUAACGGAAGAAACGUUUAACGACAGUCUUAGCCAAAGCCUUCUUCCGGAACAAAAGGCGAGGAAGAAAGAUAGAACUCAGACAUCAUAUAAAAAACCUGGUCCUCCAACACCAAGCAAGAAUGGCGGAAGAUUGUCACUGCAGGGUAAUGAGUUAAAAAGCCCGAGUUCACGCAUACUAAGAGAACGGAAUGCAGAUAGAAGAGUGACGACAACUCCGCACUCAUUAAAGAACAUAUUCUCGUUAAAACGAACGCAGGACGAAAACGCAUCUAGCACGCCAAAAGGUCGCAGACUCAGCAGUCUUUUCCGUAAAUCUCGAAUACAGUCAGACCGAUGAAUGAACACUGGUCAUAUAAUCAUGUACAAAGGGUAGUAAUAUAUUAACAUAAAUAUAAAACUAGCAGUUCUACAAUUAAUACUACAAUAUUUUAAUCUAUCUCUAAGUGUCAUUGCAAGCGUCGUGUGGAUUAUAUGUUAUAUGGAAUUAUAAUUGUAUUUUGAAAUCAAAAAUUCUUACUUUUUAUCAUGACACUAGUAAUAAACAUUUUAUAAAUUUAUAUGAAAUAUUUUUUAAUAUAAAACGAUAUAAUGUAUAAAAGAAGUAAAAUGGGAUUGUAAAAAUACACUCAGUCCAUCGUUUGUGUAUUGAUAAAUAAAAUUAUGUCUCAAUAAGAGAGAGUUAUGUCCGUUUCUUUAAAAAUUAUUAAAUCAUUUUUAAAAUAGUUUUUAUUAAAUAGUUUUACAAUCCCGUUUUACUUCUUUCAUAUAUUGUGUCGGUUUAUAUUAUAUUAUAUAAUAUUUAUAAAUAUUGCACAAAAAU